This is a messenger RNA of Caenorhabditis remanei, 1296 nucleotides long. RefSeq lists its product as uncharacterized. Bases 1 to 1296 code for a protein of 431 amino acids. The transcript is spliced from 5 exons. NCBI's taxonomy places the organism in Eukaryota, Metazoa, Nematoda, Chromadorea, Rhabditida, Rhabditidae. The record is from RefSeq and is a predicted model, not a curated record. Gene Ontology annotation, molecular function: oxidoreductase activity, acting on paired donors, with incorporation or reduction of molecular oxygen; heme binding; monooxygenase activity.
AUGGGGGUGAUAAUUCCCGCUAUACUGGCCGGAAUGGUCACAGUGAUGACUUGGCUUCUUCUCAAACAUUUGCGAAUGCGUUAUCGUUUGAAGGAUAUCAAUCAGCCACGAUCCUACCCUGUCGUCGGACAUGGUCUUAUAACAAAACCCGACCCUGAAGGAUUCAUGAACCAAGUGAUUGGAAUGGGAUACUUGUAUCCAGAUCCUCGAAUGUGCCUUCUUUGGAUCGGACCAUUUCCUUGUUUGAUGCUCUACUCUGCUGAACUGGUCGAAACAAUUCUCGCCACGGGAAAACAUCUUGAUAAGGGAUUCGCAUAUCGGCUACUGGAACCAUGGCUCGGAAAAAGUAUUUUGACCAGCCGAAAGGAACAAUGGCGUCCUAAAAGAAAACUUUUGACUCCGACUUUUCAUUACGAUAUUCUCAAAGAUUUCAUUCCUAUUUUCAAUGAGCAAUCGAAAAUUCUCGUUCAAAAGAUGUGUUGCUAUGGACAAGACACAGAAGAUGGAAAAACUUACGAGAAAUGUUUACACAUUCUGCACAGCUUUACUAAGAAGGUGAUCGUUGAAAGAAAAGAAGCAUUGAAGGAGUCAGGUUACAAAAUGGAAGGACGCCUCGCAUUUUUAGAUUUAUUGCUCGAUAUGGUUCAGAGUGGACAGAUGGAUGAAACUGAUGUACAGGCAGAAGUGGACACUUUCAUGUUUGAAGGACAUGAUACAACAUCCACAGGACUCAUGUGGGCCAUCCAUCUCAUCGGAAAUCACCCAGAAAUUCAGAGAAAAAUUCAAGCAGAACUCGAUGAAGUGAUGGGCGAUGAAGAAGAUGUCACCACCGAACACCUCGCUAGACUCAAAUAUCUCGAAUGUGUUCUCAAAGAAGCAUUAAGACUCUUCCCAUCUGUUCCGAUCAUCAUGAGAGAAUUGAGUGAGGACCAAGUCAUCGGAGGAGUUAGUGUUCCGGAAGGAGUUACUCUCCUGCUCAAUUUACUUCUCGUCCACCGCGACCCUGCUCAAUGGAAAGAUCCAGAACUGUUUGACCCAGACCGUUUUCUCCCAGAAAAUUCGGUUGGACGCAAGCCAUUCGCAUUUGUUCCAUUUUCUGCUGGAAGUCGCAAUUGUAUCGGCCAACGUUUUGCUCUUAUUGAAGAGAAAGUUAUCAUGGCUCACAUUUUGAGACAUUUCAAUGUGACUGCUAUGGAACGAGUACACGAGGUUCGCCCAAAGAUGGAAAUCAUUGUCCGUCCUGUUUCCCCAGUUCACAUCAAAAUCACAAGACGUCGACCAAUAGUUUCGCCAUAA